Messenger RNA from Rotaria socialis, 1677 nucleotides. NCBI's taxonomy places the organism in Eukaryota, Metazoa, Rotifera, Eurotatoria, Philodinida, Philodinidae. The record is from the annotation of a GenBank genome assembly.
AUGAUGGUAGCAACAGGAGAUAUUAUUGCGCAUGUCGUCUCCAAUAAUCCGAUGAAUCCAAGUGUACAGGAUGCAUCAAUCCACCACCUACGAAUUUCCAUCCUUCGAGAAUUUGCAUUAAAUGCAACAACUCAUGAUAUUCCUGGCAUCACUCGUAGUCGAAGUAUGCCAAAUCGUAUAUUUUGGGCUAUACCAUUCAUGGCAUUUACAAGUGCUAUGGUGUAUUUCAUUACAGAAGCGCUCUGUGCGUAUUUCGAGUAUCCAUCGCAAACAAAAGUGAGUAUUACAAAUGCACGCAUACAACACUUUCCAGCAUUCACUAUCUGUAAUGCUGGUGGAAUUCGCGCCGAUGCACUACUCAAAACAUAUAAUGAAUAUACUGCACAUUUAAAUCUGACAGCUACAAGUAGUAAUUCGGUCAUACUCAAACUAGCAGAUUUUAUGAGAUUUUACUUUUCAUCUCUUGUCAAUGAAGACGGAUCACUAGGACAAUAUGUAUUUCCAUUGGAAUCGAUGUGGAUGAGUUGUUACUAUGUUGGAAUUCGAUGUUCAGUCAACGAUUUUAUUGGAUUCGACUCCGCUGAAUUUGGUCGCUGUUAUAAAUUUAAUGCUAAAAGAAAAAAUGGCAGUCUGCUUUACAACCAUGAAACAGACAGUACUGGCAAAUUAUUAUUACGACUCUAUAUUCAUGAUCAUCAAUAUGUUCCUACAGUAACCGAAGGUGUAGCGAUGUUGGCCAUGGCUCAUGACAAUACACAGUUACCUAUGAUUGAAGAAGCAGGCAUGACAUUAGCACCCGGUUUUCAACAUCGAUUGUCAUAUGUAAAAAGAGAUAUUCAAUUUUUAUCUGAACCUUAUUCAUCAUGUACAAACGAAAUUCCUUGUGCCCUGCAAAUUAUGUUCGAAAAAUAUGACGGUGCAGAGUAUGUCUAUUCAGAAGAACUUCGUAAUAUGCUUUGUUCACAAGCAUAUAUGUACGUGCUUUCUAUUCUUGACAUACAUAAUGAAAACAAAUAUUUUGUUGCUUUUGUAUAUUUACUUAUUUGUAGCAAUGAUCAAUGUGGUUGUGUGAGUCCUUUACAGUGGAAUGCCCGUACGAUAGUUUUACCUGUAACAGAUAAGACUAUUGCAACCCGUCUAUGCAACGUAACUAACCCUUGUUUUAAUAAAGCUAUGAAUGAUUUCGAUUUGACACAAUCGAUUCAAGAUCUUUAUUGUUCUCAUUGCCUACAGCAAUGCUCGACUACAGAAUUUGUUGUAAAAUCGUCACUAUCAGGGACACUGCCAGAAUGGCUCAUACCUUUUAUUAGAGAAUUCGUUCAGAAUACAUCGAUACCGUUGCCAGAUGAUUGGUCAACUCGAUGGCGUGAACAUAUUUUUUCAAGUUAUUUGUCAUUAGAACUAUUCAGCGAAUCGAGUUUGAUUGAAACCUAUACGCAAACGCCAACAUUACAGCCCUUCGAUAUUUUUUCGAAUGUAGGUGGAUUAUCUAGUCCUUGGAUUGGAGUUAGUUUUCUUACGAUAAUGGAACUCAUCGAAAUGCUAUUUCUACUCAUCCAACAUCAAAUUCGUCUAUCUCGAUCAGCUAAUCCAGAAAAUAAAAAGUCGGAUCUACACGCUUAUAUGAAAUUAUUACAAUCUACUUUAAAAGAGGACUAUGCCGCAAUUGUUCUAUGA